AUGAUUGCGUUUAAAGCGAUUUUGGAUGCUCGUUCAAGUAGAAAAAAGAUUAAUUCGAAAAUGAAAAAAAAGAAGAUAUUGUGUACGGAAGUAGAAGGAAACAUGAAUAGGAAUUGGAACUGUGCUGAUAAUCCGAUUGAAAUUGAAGAUGAUGAAGAUUAUAUGAAGAAUCAAAUUGAGAUACAUUCCAGUAAAUCAUGGAAGAUUAAAAAAGAUCCAGAAGAAUUGGCAGAUGACGUUAUUUCAAAUGUGAAGAAGGCAAUUGAGAUUCAUUCUAGUAAUUCUUUGAAGCUUAAGAAAGAUAGAAUUGAUGAUGUACUUAGCAAGGGGAAAAAAUCAAUGAAGAUGUGA
Molecule: messenger RNA, 351 nt
Organism: Lactuca virosa
Lineage: Eukaryota; Viridiplantae; Streptophyta; Magnoliopsida; Asterales; Asteraceae
Source: the annotation of a GenBank genome assembly